GUCAAACUGCGUUCCUGUAAAAACAUUAGCCGAAUAUCACUUAACAUCGUCAGACGGAACAGCUUGUGCAUCAACCGAUCUUGUCCUAAAACAGCUAAGAUUAGACAUGGCACGUACCAAGCAAACUGCUCGUAAAUCAACGGGAGGUAAAGCUCCCAGAAAGCAGCUCGCGACCAAAGCUGCACGUAAAAGUGCACCUUCCACCGGUGGUGUGAAGAAGCCUCAUCGUUACAGGCCUGGAACUGUAGCGCUGAGAGAAAUUCGAAGAUACCAGAAAUCGACAGAAUUGCUGAUCAGAAAGUUACCAUUCCAACGUUUGGUUCGUGAAAUCGCGCAAGAUUUCAAAACAGACUUGCGUUUCCAGAGUGCAGCUAUUGGAGCCUUGCAAGAAGCUUCAGAAGCUUACUUGGUUGGGCUGUUCGAAGACACAAACUUGUGCGCGAUUCACGCAAAACGUGUCACGAUUAUGCCAAAAGAUAUUCAGCUGGCGAGACGAAUUCGCGGUGAACGUGCAUAAGCAUUUCAUUGUUCAAAACAUUUAACUGUUCUCUCAAUCAAGUUCAUUUUUGUUAUCACAUUUUCUAAAGUUUUCACAUACUAUCAAAUUCAUUACAGUUGUGUUGUUUUCAUGAAUCAUUACUGUAAUUGACACUGCCAAGACCUUGAAAGAUAAGAUACAGGAGAUAAAGUAUAUCAAUAAAUAUUAUAUAUUGUAGAAUAGUCAAAUACGUUUAUGAUUUAAUAGUAGAAGAAUAGGAAAGAGGCACAGAGAUAAGAGUAUGUAGUUCGUAACACAUAGUAAUACACUUUGCAUAAUUGAUAUGUUAUAACUAGUAAAAUAGGUGACACGAAAUCAAUUAAACCUGCAGAGAACUCGUAUUUCCCAAGGAAUCUAGCUGCUUUCGUUAUAUGUUUCUUCUAUGUUUAGUACUACUUCCGGUUACCGAACAAACUUACUUUGCAAUCGAUUUGUGAAAGAAUUUGCAGUGUAUUGUAAAAUAUUUCUUCUGUGCAAGCAGAGAAAAGUAACACUGUAACACUUCGUAAUAUAAGCUGUAGAAAAUUAAAAUGGUGUAGAAUUAUGUACCGAGCGUGCCCGUAGGCUUAUGUUACUAGCUGUAUUUGCAUUAUCAAAGUAUCAGAAUAUUUUGCAUUUAUAUUUCACGUCACAUUUUAUUUUUAAGAAAUUGUGACCCUGAGAUGGUAUGACAGCCUUGUUUAAUAUGUUAUUAUUUUAUUAGGUACAAUAUUAUGUAUGAUAAGUACUAGUAAUAAUUUACAUUUUCAAAUUUAUGUAUAGAAAUUUUUAAUAAAUUUUAAUCGAACUAUCUUCGUAUCUUGUAAA
Megalopta genalis is the source of this 1345-nucleotide messenger RNA. Its product is annotated as histone H3.3A. Gene Ontology annotation, molecular function: DNA binding; structural constituent of chromatin; protein heterodimerization activity. NCBI's taxonomy places the organism in Eukaryota, Metazoa, Arthropoda, Insecta, Hymenoptera, Halictidae. Gene Ontology annotation, cellular component: nucleosome. The record is from RefSeq and is a predicted model, not a curated record.